AUGGCAAGAUCUAUUGGUUUCAACAAAUACAGAGUGGAGGAAUUUUUUAACAAUUAUGAAACAGUUAUGAAGAAAUAUAAGUUUUCUCCAAACGAUAUCUAUAAUAUUGACGAAACUGGUGUGACAACGGUAAUGAAAGGUGUAAAAAUAGUUGCUUCCACUGGUGCAAAGCAAGUCGAGCAGAUUUCGUCAGCAGAGAGAGGAGAACUUGUGACGUUUGUGGAAAUAGUGAAUGCUGUUGGUGGUACAGUCCCUCCUGUCUACAUUUACCCAAGGAUAAGAAAUCCAAGUGAUUACUUCAUCGAUGCGCCGAUUGGUAGCAUCGCAUUAGGCAACAAAUCUGGAUGGAUGACCACUCAACUGUUCCAUGAAGUGCUUAAACAUAUUGUCUCUCAUACUAAUUGUUCUCAAGAUAACAAAAUUUUGAUAUUGCUUGACAACCAUGAGUCCCAUGCAAGCGUUGGAAUUAUAGACUACUGUCGUAAUAAUGGGAUAGUGCUUUUGUCCUUUCCCCCUCAUACCUCCCACAAGUUGAAGCCUUUGGAUGUGGGAAUCUAUGGGUCGUUCAAGAGCAAAUGUGGUGUAGCAUUUAACGACUUUAUGCUGAGCAAUCAAGGAAAAACAAUUUCUAUAAAAAAUAUAGCACAAUUAACAAAUACCGCAUUUCUAGCUUCAUUUACACCAAGCAACAUAAUAAGUUCUUUAAAAAAAACCUGGAAUAUGGCCAUUCAACAGGCUCGUAUUCACCGUAGCAGAUUUCCAAUCUUGUUACGUAACAGACCGGCCGCCGAUUCCAGAACAAGAUCAUGCAGAUUUUGA
Molecule: messenger RNA, 819 nt
Organism: Anoplophora glabripennis (Asian longhorned beetle)
Lineage: Eukaryota; Metazoa; Arthropoda; Insecta; Coleoptera; Cerambycidae
Product: jerky protein homolog-like
Exons: 1
Coding region: 1-819 (272 amino acids)
Cellular component (GO): nucleus
Molecular function (GO): DNA binding
Source: RefSeq, a predicted model, not a curated record